AAAGGACAAAGACAUCAUAGAGGGAGAGUGGCGCUGGGAUGCGGAAACUGAACAGCCCCAGUGUGAUCCAGAGAACGGCAGCUCUGACAGCGUCCCCUGGCAGCUUCCAGCCACAGGGCCUCUUAGCUGCAUGGGGAAGACAGAGCCUUCCUGGCCAGAACAGCCCCACAGCCUGGGGGCCUCUCCUCUGCACGCCCCGGGCAGUCUGUCCAGGAAGCACUGUGAGAGCCAGGGGAGCCUUCUCCACUUCGACAGGCAGGCCCCAGGCCGGAUCUCCACCUCGCCCACCUUGAGGAGAUUGAGGGGCAAUGGCUGUGGGACUAGGCACUCCCUGCAUCAGCAGGAGACCUUGGAAGAGCCCGCUUGGGGCGGCUGGAAGGAGCCUGCAGGCUCCCCAUGUUACCUUCCCCAGGGUCUACCUGGAAGCCCCCCAAAUUCUUCCCACUCCUUAUCACCCUUGAGACUCGGCUCAAGAUUGCCUCCGGAUCCCAAAAGGGCCCUCAACACAGCUGAGUCCUCGGAGUCCCAAACAAGGCCCACCGAUGAGGCUGCCCUUCCUGUGCUUCGGCCUGUCCACGAGGGGUCCCUUCCCCCCCACUUCUCUUCCAGGGAGAGGAAUCAUUUCCUCCCUCCCCCUCUUCUUCGUCAUCCCUCCCCCCAAAGAAAGAAUAUAUCUCCUCUGUCUCUUGAGUGCAGGUUCCGCGAGCGCAGACGGAGCUCUGUGGUGCUCAACUUGCCUGGCCUUGAGGUGUUCCCCGGGGACCUUCUGGUGUCAGAUGGAGCUGCCGAUUACCUGUGCCACCCACUUCUGCUGCUGAAUCCAGAAUCCAAAAAACCACGAUGGCCUUUCUCCAGGAGAGGAGCGGGCAGAGACAAACACAAGCACAUAUCUGACCUGGAGCAGCGCCUCUCCUCGGUGAAGAUUACAGACUUCGGGGCCUAUGAAUUCCACAGCCUUAAGGGUAAGACCUGGAAUGAAGUCAUGGCAACACAUCAGAAACUUCCUCCUGAUCAAUUAGACUUGAGAAAGCAGCAAGAGGCCAUGUGGGAACUUUUCACAAGCGAAUGCACUUAUUUCUUGGACCAUUUAUUAGUUCUUAAGAUGAUCUUCAUGAAUACACUAAAAUAUCUACAAACCUGCGAAUGUCUCCUGGAUGUGGACUCAUGGCGACUUUUUGCAAACCUGGAGGAGUUAAGUCAGACAAGCUUUGGUUUUGUGAGCAGUCUCUUUGCCAUCAUCAAGGACUACUUCGAUGCCCCUGAGACUUCACCACCCAUGGAUUUCAUUUCCGUGCUCUCGAAGUAUUUCCGAGGGAGCCUCUGUCAGAGCCACCAGACCUACUGCCUGAACUACUCGGCUGCCAUCUUUUACCUCGAGAGCCUGAAGCAGAGAGAGGACUUUGGAACUUACUUAAAAUGGUGCGAGCAAAAUGAACAGUGCAGACGGCUUCGCCUGCCUGAGCUGCUGGUGGCCCCACUGCACCGGCUGACCCGGUACCCCUUGCUGCUGAAGAAUAUCUGGAGAAGGAGUACAGACUCCACUGAGAAAAUCAUGAUCUACUCCAUCAAGGAGAAGGUGGAAAAGUCCAUCCGGGAUCUUGAAGGAAAAGUGAAGUGGCUUGACAAUUUUCAAAAAUGUAGACAUCUACAGGAGAUUAUAGUGUGGCCUCCACUUUGGGAUAGAGAUAAAAGGUUUUUCAUUCCUGAGUGCCUGAAACAUGUUUUUAAAGAGCACAUGGCAGAAAACAUCCUGUCACCAACCAGCAGACACCUUCUCUAUGAGGGAAAAUUAACUCUUGCCGAAAGUACCAGAUUCCUAGAUGUUUAUCUGUUUCUCUUUAAUGAUUUCCUCUUAGUUACGAAAACUAAGCGCAACAAAAAGAAAGUUGGAGGCUUGGACACAGGUGUAAUGUGUCCUUCACUUACUCCUGAACUGCAAACAGUAAUAAAAGAGGGUGGUUCAUGUAAGGUACUCGAUCAGCCCAUUCCACUUGAUAGAUUGGUAGUCAAAAGUAUUGAUGCACUCCAUGUGUCAGUCUUUGGAUUGAGAAAUGCCUUCCUUAUUCAACAUGAGAGCCGAUAUCAACAGUGUAUAGCAGCAUUCUUAUUACAAGCCCAAACAGAGAUCAUCAAAAAAACAUGGAUGGCACAAAUAACAGCAGCAAUCUCUUGCUUCACCAAGAGUCAGGAAACGAAGAAAAUAUCUUUCUUCACACCAUCCACAGAAUCCUCUGAAAUUUAGGGACCUAAAACUAAUCUUUUUAGAAAUGAGAGAUAAAGGUAUUCUUUCAGACUUUUGUAACAGUGAUGAGCUAGAAGAAAAUAUGCCAUUUAAAGGAGUUCCAGGAUUUGAGUGAAGAAAAUCCUCAGUACAAAGGAAUGAUGACUGCAACAAAUUUGAAAUCUGGGGAAUUUCUUGUUAAGUAUAUGCUGAUAUCCAGACUACCUUAAAACGCUUCAGUCAAACUUAUAAGAGGUGUGAGUGAAGUGUGAUGCUGUUAUAAUUUGUAAAGGGUGAAUGAUUAGAUGAACAAAGUGGCAGGAGGAAAAUGUUUGAGUCCAAUACGAAUUCUAGCAUCUUACUUUGUGUAUAUCUAUAAUGAAACCAACCUCACUUACUGCUUUAUAAUACUGCCUCACAUUCAGAUCAUUCUUUUGACAUAAAGUUUGUUCUUUUAAUAUAUUGAUAAAUAAGGUCCUCAUUUUAAGUUUUUAAAUUCCAAUUCUCCAACAGUUCACUUAUCUCAGGUAUAUUUCAUAAUACUCUAACUUGGAAUUAGAAAAUCCCAAAGACUAAACUCCAUUAUUAAAAAAUAAAAUAUCUGUUCCAGUUUUACAUGUGAACACUUUUACAUGGGAAAUUGUCUUAGGAAUAGUAAAAGUAUCUUUCUCUAAACCUCAUUUUUUAAAGAAUGGUUUGUCAUAAAAUUAUUUUCUGGUUUUGAGGAUGGGAUUAUGUGUUUUACCAUAGUACAGCCACCUAAUUUUACUUAGCAAGACUUGAAGUUUCAUUAAAUUUUUAUUUAAAAAGGCAUCUUGAAUUAUUUUAUUAUUAUAUGGUUUGAUUAUAUCAAAUGGAAAUCCACAAAUUUCAACUUCAACCAUGGUAUCUUGUGCAAUUUCCAAAACGGAAGUAGUAAAUUUAUCAACCUGGGAUGCAAGGCAGGAUACCUUAACUGACCUCUUCAAGUUGGAGAAUGGGACAAAGAGGAUGAUGUGAAGGGAAGUCAUGCGUACAGUUAAUGCUUUGAAGAAAAGGCAAAUUUCACCAAACAGCUUCCUGUUUGUAUAGACAAGUGUAGCACAAAGGUUCUUGUGCACAGACCAAGCAUAUUGCAAUGGAGGGUCAUCAUCUUUGUGUAAUAAUGUCAGAAAUUCGGAGGAGUAAGUGAAAAUAAAAGGAAAAUAUGAAAAGCAAUAAUUAAAGGCUAAAAAUAAAUGAGAGGAAGAAUAGACUUCAAGCGAAUUCCUGGAGAUGGGACCUAGAUGACAUUGAAAGCAAAUUAUAUUCAGGACAAUACUGACUUAUGCAAGAAAAGACUUAAAAAAAGAAUAUAUGUGUAUUAGAAAAAAUUAACAAUCAUCUUACAGAGAUUUUCAGAAUAAGCUGACUUUGGAGGACAAUGGACUAGAAUUAGGCACUCUCAAGAUUCCUUUAGUCCCAUGAUUCCAGUAACCAUGUAUAAAGAACUAGUUUCUUCUUAAAAUAUCAUUAAAGGAGACUGACUAAAUUAACAUCAAGAAUGUAAAAUAGCUAAAGAAUAUGCUAUAUAUAAGAGCCAACAUGUGGGGAAAAAAUCCAAAACUUUAAUGGCCACUGACAGACUAAUGGAUAAAGAAAAUGUGGUGUAUAUGUAUAGAAUGGAAUACUAUUCAGCUUUCAAAAAGAAGGAAAUUCAGCAAUAUGCAACAUGGAUGAAUCUUAAAGACAUCAUGCUAAGUGAAAUAAGCCAGUCACAGAAAGACAAAUACUGUAUGAUUCUACUUGUAUGAGGUAUCUAAUAAUAGUCAACUUCCUAUAAUCAAAGCAUGAAAUAGUGGUUGCCAGUGAAACAGAGAGGGAAAUGGGCAGUUACUAAUCAAUGGGCUUAAAAUUUCAGUUAAGCAAGAUGAGUAAGCUCUAGAGAUCUACUAUACACUUAAAAAGAGGUCAUAAGAGUAGAUCUCAUGUUAAAAUUUAAAAAAAGAAAAUGCUAUAUAUGUAAAUUGGAAUUCUAUAAAGCUCACAAAACAACAUGUCUAGCCGAAACCGGUUUGGAUCAGUGGAUAGAGCGUCUGCCUGC
Molecule: messenger RNA, 4283 nt
Organism: Pipistrellus kuhlii (Kuhl's pipistrelle)
Lineage: Eukaryota; Metazoa; Chordata; Mammalia; Chiroptera; Vespertilionidae
Gene: PLEKHG7
Product: pleckstrin homology and RhoGEF domain containing G7
Exons: 17
Coding region: 131-2242 (703 amino acids)
Biological process (GO): Rho protein signal transduction
Molecular function (GO): guanyl-nucleotide exchange factor activity
Source: RefSeq, a predicted model, not a curated record